CCGCAUCGACGACACAGUCUUCUUCAGUUGUUAAAAGCUGGUGGUACACGACGAAGAAGUAUUUGAGAAAUAAAACAUAAAUUAAAAACAGAGAAUGAAGAAUAUAAAGUUAUUGUUGGUUUUGAUUUUUCUUUUCGGGUCUAAAGCAGAUCAAGAGGAAGACGAUCUUUUUAAAGAUGGAAUGCAUUUCUUGGAAUUGUGUGGAGAAAGGAGUUUAUCAAUUUGUUUUAAGGAAAGAGCUUUGAGUUAUUUAGAACACCUUCCUUCAAGUUUGGAAAUUGCGGAUACAAUCAUUAUUAAAAAAGUCGAAGAUAAUUCAGCCAGCAGAAGAAUGACGACCACUUUACCGGAUGAACCAAGUAGCAGAGAAGAAAUGCUUGAUAAAGUUAUUGGGGAAAAAAUUUAUGAUUUCUUUUCGACACAUACUUUUGAAUUAAAAAUGCCCGGGGAAUCAAUUAAUGAUUUUAAAAGAUCAUUUGAAGACGAAGCGAGGAAGAAGAAGAAAAAAGGGGUCCCAAUAAUGAUGCUGUUACAACUUAAGGCAGCAGCAAUUGGUGCGAUAAUGUUAAAAAUAAUCGGAUUGGUGGCUUUUAAAGCACUUUUAGUAGCAAAGGUCGCCUUAACAAUAGCUACUUUAUUGGGAUUGAAGAAAUUGUUAGAAUCUAAGAGUCAUUCAUCAUAUGAAGUCGUUGCGCAUCCCGUUUAUUCUGAAGAACACGGUCAUUAUGAUAGAUCAUUCGAUCAAGAAUUAGCUUAUAAAGGUCAUUUGAAACGACUCAUAAGAAAUACAUAAAAUCAAUCGCAAUGAAAAAUUAAAUAUACAAUAUAGUUUAUAAGUAAUCGGUGUUGUUUAAGCUUUAGCUCAGGUAAAUUAUUUAUGUUUUUUUUUUUUGGUUAUAAGAUUUAAUUUUUUUCUUUGUUCACCUAGAAUGUGUAUUGUUAUAUUUAUUCAGUAUUUUGUUAUGAUGGUACAAAAUCUAUAUUAAUAUUUAAAACAUGUGAAAAUAACUGGUUAAAUCUAGUCAAAUUUUUAUAAAUCAAAAUACACUCUUUCUUUAUUAAUCAUAACUUUUUGUGCAAUACUUAACAUAUUUAUCCAUAAUUAUCUUAAAGUUUCUGUAUGAUGCAUUUAUAUCGGUGUUAUUUUAUAGUAAGGAUAAUUUAAUACGGAAUUAUAAGUUAUGAUGUAUAAGUUGAAAUAAAAUAUUUUACUGCUUUACUUUUCAA
Onthophagus taurus is the source of this 1227-nucleotide messenger RNA. RefSeq names its product DUF1676 domain-containing protein Osi12 (gene Osi12). NCBI's taxonomy places the organism in Eukaryota, Metazoa, Arthropoda, Insecta, Coleoptera, Scarabaeidae. The record is from RefSeq and is a predicted model, not a curated record. Gene Ontology annotation, cellular component: membrane.